GCCCUGCUGAGUGUAAUAAUAUCGUAUUGUAAUCCGAAAUUCGUGUUUACAAAGUGGUUCUUGAAUAAAGGGUGUUUUAUAGUUGCUAUGGAAAUAAGACCUCGUUUUCAAUGGCUAAAUACCCCUGUUAAUUACAUACAAACAUACAUAAAAUUGAUACAACAUUAUAAACCAAACAAGUACGUUAUUUGAACGCUCCCCUUGCCGUACAAGGGGCCUAGUAGUACACGUACGGCAACUGAACGUCCAACAAAUUAAAGCAAAAUUGUCAAUUAUGGUGUUAAUUGGAGCCCAUUAAAGACGCUUCUCCACAAAUAAAAAGUGGUUGUCGAGGCCUGUUUUUUUUUCAAACCGAAUUUCCCUAUGAAUUUUCGUGAAUACAGAAGAACGGCUAAUAAGCCUCGGCUUGGCGGCGCCUCGCUGGCCGCGCUUUGGUGCCUCUGCUUAAGCCUGCAAGUAAUUUCGGCCGGGGCUUUGGUGCGCCAGCAUAAGCUGUCGCCUUUCGGCGGACGAGGGGUUUUCGGGCAGCCAAAAUGGGGAGGGUUUGGAAUCGGGAGACACUCUAGACCCGGGGGUUACAGUGGACCGAGAGACGCCGUUCCUCUACUCGUUACGACCCCCAAAACAACUCCAUCGGCCCCGCGAAUACUUCAGUUUGACACCGAGGACGCGGCCGGGCCCGUCGCCGUGAAUUUGGUCUGCUCGCCGGUAGGGAUGGAGGUUUCGUUCCCUUCUCGUUGGGGGCUGGACUCGGUUUCUAUACAGACCAGGGUGGGAAACUCGGUCUCUUUCGAGCUGGUUCGGGAGCGCCCCCUCUCUUGCCGGUACCGAAGCAGCACGCAGGGCUCCACGAUCACCUACACGUUCCCCUACCAGGGCUGCGACGUCACCCAGUUGAACGGCGUUGCAACGGCCCAGCUCCAGUUCUCCCCUCCCUCAGCCGAGUCCUUCAAUCAUCAAAUCAAAUGCCAGUUGGAUACACAAGUGAUCGUGGUUGGUGAGACUCGUUGCCAGCUCCCCUCUUCUGAGCGCAUGGCUUGUGGGGACCCCCAAAUCUCCCCCCUGGACUGCAGGAGCGAGGGGUGCUGUUACGACCCCCAGGACCCCCAAACUCCUUGUUACUUCGGAGCGAGCACGUGUACGAAGCUUGGCCAGUUUGUUGUGGUGGUUUCGAAAAACUCCACUAAACCAUCUCUGGACCUCGACUCCGUCAGCCUGCCCAGCUCCAGCGGUUCCCAGUGCAAACCAGUAGCUUCUUCCAAAGGCCAGCUGGUUUUCAGAUUCACGGUCACGGACUGUGGCACUACCAAAACGACUGAUGAUCGCUUCCUGUUCUACGAGACUCUGAUCUCUGCCUCCAGGGUCGUUCUGGACGGUCCGAGGGGAAAGGUCACGAGAGACUCCAAAUACAGACUAACACUUCGUUGUCAGUUCGGCUCUGUUGAUGAGGUCUCCAUGAACUCCUCUGUGUUCGCUCUGCCCCCCCCACUCCCUGCUGUUAAACAGGGCCUCCUGCGGGUGGAGCUGAGGAUUGCAAAAGCCCCUGAUUUCGGCUCCUAUUACACUCCUGAGGAGCACCCUGUGGUAAUGGCUCUGCGCUCCCCCGUGUACUCGGAGGUCCGGGUCCUGGGGAGGGAGGACCCCGGCAUCGCCCUUGUGCUUGAUGACUGCUGGGCCACGCCCACCAGUCACUCCAACGACCCCGUCUUCUGGAGCCUCAUUAAACACGGCUGUCCCGUCUCUGGGAACGAGGGGUACCUGGUUUGGGAGCGGGCGGUGCUGCCCAGCGAGGACCGGCCGCUAUCCUCCCUCCUCCGACGCUUCGAGGUGCGAACGUUCGUCUUCCUGGAUGAGCAGGGGGAGAGCCCACUGAGCCAGGAGCUGUACCUGCACUGCAGCACUCAUCUCUGCCAGCCCUCUGACACGGACAAUUGCAAGAGCUCCUGCAACAGUCGCAGGCGUGUUCGCUCUGUAUCCAGAGACCCACCCAGUGAGGUCACAGUCUCAUCGGGGGCCCUCGUCUUUGUGGCACCGGAUACAGAGUCAGGCUCUUCCCACUAUCGCCUGUCUCCGUCCACUCGCUUUGUGAUUGGCUCGUCUGUGAUGCUGGUGGUCGUGGUAACAGCGGCUGUUGGACUCAUCCUUGCCCCCUGGAGGACAAAUUUAAGAACUGCAUCUUAUUGAGAAUUUUUGAGAUUUAUAAAAUAAAUAAAUUAGGGUGGAGAAAA
Molecule: messenger RNA, 2228 nt
Organism: Polyodon spathula (Mississippi paddlefish)
Lineage: Eukaryota; Metazoa; Chordata; Actinopteri; Acipenseriformes; Polyodontidae
Product: zona pellucida sperm-binding protein 4-like
Exons: 12
Coding region: 364-2184 (606 amino acids)
Biological process (GO): prevention of polyspermy; binding of sperm to zona pellucida
Cellular component (GO): egg coat
Molecular function (GO): structural constituent of egg coat; acrosin binding
Source: RefSeq, a predicted model, not a curated record